AUGUCUUUCGACGAUUUUAAUCUAUAUUGGAAAAAACAUUUAAUUCCUGGAGGCAUUAGAGCGUGGCGUAAAAAAUGUUCUGAAUUAAUUUGGAAAAAUGAAAUGCUUAACAGUAGGAAGGUGGAAGAUUUGUUUUUUUAUAAUCAUAAAGGCGAAUUUGAUUGGAAUAGAACGUUACAAUUUAUUAGUAAUCGAAAUAGUAACUGUACAUCAUGGGAAAUCGAAAAAGAAGAUGUAUGGGAACGUUCAUAUAAAAUUAAAAAUUUUUUAAAAGAAUUGCCGACCUACGAGAUAUUGUACAAAAGAGAUGUGAAUAUGAUAGAAACAGAUCAAUGUAUUAGAUGUAAAAAUGGAGUUGAAAAUUGGGAUCAUUUAUGGAUCUGUGAAAAGAACGAGUUAACGAUUAAAGAAGUUAUAGAACGUUCGAUUAGUGAUUUCGAAGAACAUUUAUUGAAUGAAGAAAAGCAUGAGGAAGUAAAAUUAUUACAGAACAUGAAUUUUAGUUUUUUAAAGAUUUUGUAUGAAAAAUCAGAAGUUCUGAUCGGAAAAGAUAAAUAUUGGGAAUUGAUUAGAGGAGUUUAUAAUGGUAAAUUUAAUAAAGUAUCAAAAGAUAAAGAUGAGAAAGAACUGAUAAAUGAGCUUUGGUUAGAACAAAGUUUAGGUAUUAAAAAAUCAGAUAAAAGAGUUAGAAAAUUUAAAGAUAGAGAUAUAGAGAGUGAAGAUAAAAAUAUAGAAAUCGAAGAAAAUAAUUAA
Messenger RNA from Rhizophagus irregularis DAOM 181602=DAOM 197198, 753 nucleotides. RefSeq lists its product as uncharacterized. NCBI's taxonomy places the organism in Eukaryota, Fungi, Glomeromycota, Glomeromycetes, Glomerales, Glomeraceae. The record is from RefSeq and is a predicted model, not a curated record.